This is a messenger RNA of Tribolium castaneum (red flour beetle), 1661 nucleotides long. Its product is annotated as cytochrome P450 346A1. Gene Ontology annotation, molecular function: iron ion binding; monooxygenase activity; heme binding. The record is from RefSeq and is a predicted model, not a curated record. Lineage: Eukaryota; Metazoa; Arthropoda; Insecta; Coleoptera; Tenebrionidae. Bases 108 to 1616 code for a protein of 502 amino acids. The transcript has 3 exons.
ACGUAGCACUUCAAACAUAUCCAAUAACUUCAUUACUCUACUCUGAGUCAUUUCCAUCCUCGGUCUCGUAGAAACAGCAGUUAGUCUACAACCUCCAAACGUGCACAAUGUUUCUCUUUGAUUUACAAGUGUCGGUCAUUCAACUGCUUUCACUUUUUGGUGUCUCAAUUCUCUCCGGGUACUACUUCUAUUAUCGGUACUGCUACACCUAUUGGAAGAAGAAAGGCGUUCCAACCAGCAAACCUCGGUUUCCAUUUGGGGAUCUGUCAUCGUCAGCGUGGGGUAAACAAAGUGUUUACAGUCGACUGGAGACGCUCUACCACCAGUUCAAAGCCAAAGGAUAUAAACAUGCCGGGAUUUAUUUUUUCAACGGGCCCAUAUAUUUUCCCAUAGACCCAGAUCUGGUCAAACGAGUGCUAGUGACCGAUUUCGAGUAUUUCGUAGAUAGAGGAAUGUACGGAAACGGGGAUGAGUUACCUCUCAGUUGCCACAUUUUCUCAAUGAAGGGGGAAGAGUGGAAAAAUAUUAGAACGAAAAUGUCGCCUAGUUUCACAGCCGGGAAAAUGAAAAGUAUCUACAAUAUUGUGGUCCACAAUUGCGAAAAUCUGGUCAAAGUGUUCCAACCUUUAGCGGAGACGAGAACAGUCAUAGACAUUAAAGACAUUCUAAUGCGGUUUACUGCUGAUGUUAUCGGUUCUACGUCCUUUGGUAUUGACUGCAACAGUCUGGAUCAUCCCGACACUGAAUUUUCCAGGAUGGUCAACAGGAUUUCCAAUCACUCGGGAUGGAAACUACUAAGAGUUGCACUAGAGGAGGGGCUCCAGAACCCCGGAAAUAUCGAAAAAAUUGCAUACAAUGAUAAGGUUGUGGAAGACUUUUUCACAAAUUUGGUCAAAGAAACGAUGGAGUAUCGGGACAAGAACAACAUCAUCAGAAACGACUUUUUGCACAUGUUGAUGCAACUAAGAGAAUCGGCCGGAAUGUCACUCAAAGAAAUAGUUUCCCAGUCAUUUCUCUUCUUUAUUGCUGGUUUCAAAACCUCGGCCUUGACCAUGUGCUACUGCAUUCACGAACUGGCCCACAGUCAGGACCUUCAGGACAAGGUGAGGGAAGAAAUUCACAAAAACUUAGGGAGAGAUGUUAGUAAGUACGCCUACGAGGAACUCAUCGCUCUGCCAACUUUGGAUAAAGUUGUGAAAGAAACCAUGCGGAAAUAUCCUCCUCUUCCGAUGUUGAACCGCAUCUGUGUCAAGUCAUAUCAAGUGCCCGGAACUGACGUCGUGAUUGACAAAGACACUCCGGUGAUUAUCCCAGUUUUGGGACUCCAAAGAGAUCCGGAGUUCUAUCCCGAACCGUUAAAAUUUGACCCGGAACGGUUUAGUAAUGACAAUAACAUCGUUCCGUACACUUAUCUACCGUUUGGUGAUGGGCCCCGGAACUGCAUAGGUUUGCGGUUUGGAAUGGUUAAGACGAAACUGGCUGUCGCCGCGUUAUUAAAUAAUUUCAGAUUUUUGGCAAGUUCGAAGACACGAAGGAAUCUUGCCAUUGAUCCAAGUACUACCUCAAUUUUGUUCAAUGUUUCCGAGGGUAUUUAUACGAAGAUAAUUAAAGUUUAAGUCUGUGAAUUGUGAUUGUUUAUGUUAUUAAAAAGUUUUUCUUUA